AUGGAACAAAAUCUACCAGUGAUGGCAAAGAGAGUAUGGAGCAUUGUCAGGGCUGCUCUGUUCAUGAUGAAAAAAGGCAUUUUAUCCAAGCCCAAGUUCAUGCUCCAUCUCAACGUGCGGCUCAAACGCGGCAAAGUCGCCAGCGCCAAAGCCAUUUCUCUCAGAAGCACUAACAGCUACUACCAGAACUUCUUCGCUUGCACACACGCGCCACCUACUCACGAAGACGACGACAUCGCCACCGUGAAGGCCGUCAUCGAGAUGCUUAACGACAACAGCAACGUAGGAGGUGCUGUUGUGGCUGCUUCCCCUAUGUUACCGGGUUUCGGACAAACGCCUUUGGUGAGACAGCUUAGGAUAACGGACUCUCCUUUCCCUUUAAGAGACGCCGGUGAAGGCAAUGGCACCGUCGAUAAGGCCGCCGAGGAAUUCAUUAAACGGUUUUACGAGGAUUUGAAGCUCCAAAAUUAA
Messenger RNA from Hibiscus syriacus, 471 nucleotides. RefSeq lists its product as uncharacterized. The transcript has a single exon. Lineage: Eukaryota; Viridiplantae; Streptophyta; Magnoliopsida; Malvales; Malvaceae. The record is from RefSeq and is a predicted model, not a curated record. Bases 1 to 471 code for a protein of 156 amino acids.